CCAAUGGGCGGUCAGGGGCGGGCCGCGGCGCUGUCACGAGGACGCUAUAUCAGAGAGCCGACUGCGGCGGCGCCACAUUUAUCGAGCCCAGCAACAGGACACCCAGUAUGCGUCUGUACGUCGUGAUAGUGAUGGCGCUCUCAGCGGGAGCCAGGGCCGGCCAGGGCGGCGGCAUUCUGCAGACGAUCCGGAACGGCCUGAACUCGGCGGCCGCGACCAUCACCUCGCCGUUCGUCACGACGGAGAUGGUGCCGUACACGGUCGACAGGACCGUCAUGGACGCUGACAAUAAGACUGUGCUGUACGAGCAGAGGACGUACCCCGGUCAGAAGUGGGUCUGCACCAGCAAAGUCAUCGACACCUCCGAAGGUGGCAGUGACGGCAUCUUCAUGCGGCUCUUCCGCUACAUUAGCGGCGAAAAUGAGCAGAGUCAGACGGUGCCGAUGACCUCGCCUGUCUCCAUGCUGCGGGUGCCGCUGAGUCCCGAGAUCACCGUCACAGAGGAGGGUGAGCCGCAGAGCCGACUCACCAUGUGCUUCUACAUCAACAAGGAGUUCCAGGAGAACCCGCCGGCGCCCAGCAGCCCCGACGUCUUCCUCGAGGAGCGGCCCACCAUGACCGUUAUCGCAAAUCGCGUUGGCGGCUACAUGUCCGAGGACGACUGGCAGGACCUGGCCAAGAAACUCAAGGAUGACGCCACCGCGAACGGAGAGACUGGCGUGGACUACUCCAAAUUCUACCGCGCCGGAUACGACAGCCCCAUGAAGCUGUGGAACCGGCGUAACGAGGUCUGGUACGUGAAGCAGGUCUAGCUGACCAAUAAGAGGUCGCCACUCGCCCCCGUCCGGAACCAAGCGUCCUUGGCGGUGUCGAUUGUCGGACGCUGUUUUGUGUUCACUUGUGUUCAUUGUUAUGCUGUUGUACUGUGAUGCCCCUGAGCACAAUGCGAAGACGUGGGCAUGACUCGAGAUGCAGUCGCAAGUGGUCGUAGCAUGAUUCUGCGGAUGUCGCGUCACUCGCGACGUUUUAUUGUGAAACUGUAAGACAAAUACAUACAUAUAGACAAUA
This is a messenger RNA of Amphibalanus amphitrite, 1068 nucleotides long. Its product is annotated as heme-binding protein 1-like. Bases 108 to 812 code for a protein of 234 amino acids. The transcript is spliced from 6 exons. The record is from RefSeq and is a predicted model, not a curated record. NCBI's taxonomy places the organism in Eukaryota, Metazoa, Arthropoda, Thecostraca, Balanomorpha, Balanidae.